UGAGAGGGAGCAGUAGACGCUUUCAGUAUCCAAUCACGAAGAUGAAAACAAACGUGUACACAAUACUCCGAUUCUUGCUCCUUGUGUUGGGCUUCUGUCUUGUCUGCCUUGGAGCUUUUUUUGUAUCCUCUAGCUACUCAUGUAACUGUAGACAUGAAACAGUUGUGGCAUACACGCUCAUGCCAUUGGGCUUUUUGCUUCUUCUGAUUGGGAUUUUUUGGAGCACAUAUCAUGAGGCCAACCACAAGAGUCUCUUCCAAAACAUGAUCAGACGAAUUCAUAGCCAGCAGGAAGUACAUAUUGAAACAGUAGACAGGCCAGAUUUCUACCCACCAUCAUAUGAAACAGCUCUUCAUCAUACUGUCCUGCAUCCCAAUGCAAGUUGUCAUAUCUAUGUGGGUGAGCAAGGAUUCAACAUACCUCCUCCUCUGUACACGGAGACCACCAUGGAUGUUGUAGAUGAAACCUUUCUGUGUGAAGACUCCCCACCCUCAUAUGAGAUGUCAGUGCAGACACGUGCCCCUGAUGCUGAAGUAAACACUGAGCGUGUACCAGAGACUGAAAAUAUCACUAGUUUGGAGACAAAUGACUGAGUCGGAAUAUAUGAAAGAGUGAAAGUGAUUGAUUUUGACUAUGUACAAUGGUACGAGUCAGCAAUUAUAGCAAGGCAUUACAGAAUGCAUGAAUCCAGAAGGUGAAGCUUGUGCUGGCAGUUUUCUAUAGCUGUAGAGUGAGCUGUACUACAAGUUUGCAGAGAGUUCAUUGAGUAACACCAAUGGGAGCUAACACAGUCAUCCACAUACAGUACCAUCCUCUGUAAAGCAGAUUUUUACAUAUGUAUCUGCAUAGUUUAUAGUUGGGUGGAAUAUCCACAUAUAGGCAUAUAUUGUGUGAUAUACUGUAUAUUGCAUGGUCUACUGGUCUGGACUGGAAAUAGUCUGUGCUAAUGUCCAGAGGGAUAGGCAAUGGGUAUUUUGUUUGAAAAAGAUAUAGAAGCAAUUUAAGUGCUGUGGUUUACCUGUAUGUAUUUUGUCAUGGCCGUACAAGCAGGACUGCAAAUGGUGUGCAUUAGAUCAAUGCAAAGAUGUCUACAUUAUAUACAUGUGUUUUUAUGGCAUGGCUGUAACAAUAAUGGAAGCACUAUGCUUUAUCUAAUUCUGACAAACAUUUUAAGACUAUACACAUGAGACAAGGUGUUUUUUGACAGUAUUACAUUUAUUUUUCUUGUAUCCCCAGUGCAACACAAUACUUGGUAUUUAAUACUGUGUACUGUCAUCCAACCAAUGUGAAAUUCUUGUGUGCUGCAUGUUACAUUGUUUACUUGUAUGUUUUGACUGUCUUUUUUGUUGAUAUAUGUAUUAUUUUAUAAGGCAUGUUUGGUAGAAUAAAUAUUAAACUAAAGAUUA
This is a messenger RNA of Rana temporaria (common frog), 1406 nucleotides long. RefSeq names its product transmembrane protein 252 (gene TMEM252). Bases 42 to 593 code for a protein of 183 amino acids. The transcript has 2 exons. The record is from RefSeq and is a predicted model, not a curated record. NCBI's taxonomy places the organism in Eukaryota, Metazoa, Chordata, Amphibia, Anura, Ranidae.